This is a messenger RNA of Chroicocephalus ridibundus (black-headed gull), 1331 nucleotides long. It is a transcript of the gene AGTR2, whose product is annotated as angiotensin II receptor type 2. Gene Ontology annotation, biological process: cell chemotaxis; neurogenesis; inflammatory response. The record is from RefSeq and is a predicted model, not a curated record. The transcript has 2 exons. Bases 213 to 1331 code for a protein of 372 amino acids. Gene Ontology annotation, molecular function: angiotensin type II receptor activity; C-C chemokine binding; C-C chemokine receptor activity. Lineage: Eukaryota; Metazoa; Chordata; Aves; Charadriiformes; Laridae. Gene Ontology annotation, cellular component: membrane; external side of plasma membrane.
AUGUAGGUUAAAGUCUCCCAGCGGGAAAACGGAAGAUAUGAGAGAGCAGAUUGCUGGUGGUCACACUCGCUAGAAGGAAAGCAGAAAAAAGGAGCACAUAAUUCUAGAGCUACAUCCAGACGAAUGUGAGGUUCGAGAGGUGAGCGACGUGAUAGAAAAGUGCUGCUAGCACAUGAAUUUCCUGCAGAACCUCCCUUUCCACCAGCACCAACAUGCAGAGCAACUGCUCCCUGGUCAUCACCACCAGAGAAACUCUCCAAGUCCUCUUUACAGCAGAAACAAACUCAUCGGCUGCGUUGCGCUUGCCCCCUCCCUGCCCGCUUUCCUCCUCAGAUUAUCAGUUUUCUCUAAUUCCAGCACUCUUCUCCGUGGUUUUUGUUCUGGGGUUGGUUGGCAACAGCGUGGUGGUUGUGGUGCUUUGUCGGUACAGUGGCCCCAAAACAGUGGCUAGUAUCUACAUUUUCAACCUGGCCAUGGCGGAUUUGCUGUGCCUCGCCACCCUUCCCUUCUGGGCUACCUACUACGCGCAGGGGUACAACUGGCUCUUUGGGUCUCUCAUGUGCAAGAUCUCCAGUUCUGUCCUGUGCCUGAACAUGUUCGCAAGCAUAUUUUUCAUUACAUGCAUGGGCAUGGACCGGUACCACGCUAUUGUCCAUCCUAUUCGCUCUCAAAGAAGAACUCCACGACAAGCUUAUUUUAUCGCAUUGGUUGUGUGGGGCCUUGCCUGUUUGUCCUCCCUCCCAACCUUUUAUUUCCGUGACACUCACUACAUUGAAAGCUUGGGAGUCAAUGCUUGCAUUAUGGCCUUUCCUCAUGAGAAUUACGCAAAAUGGUCCGUGGCAACAGCCUUCCUGAAAAAUGCACUUGGCUUCUUCAUCCCCUUGACGGUGAUCACCACGUGCUACAUCUGGAUCAGGAGGCACCUGCUCAAAGCACAGGAGUUUGGGAAAAACAAGCAGAAGAGGGACAAAGUCCUAAAGCUGGUGGCUGCUGUUGUUGUGGCCUUCUUUAUUUCCUGGCUCCCAUUCCACAUUUUAACGUUUUUGGAUGCCUUGGCUCACAUGAACAUCAUUAACAACUGUGACGUGACGGGGAUCAUCGACACGGCGCUGCCGUUUGCCAUCUGCAUGGCAUUUGCCAACAGCUGCACCAACCCGUUGCUGUACUGCUUUAUUGGCAACCAGUUCCAGGAGAAGCUCCAUCGCCUGUUUAAGCGACGGGUUUACCAGUUCAACAGCCAUCGAGAGAGCUCUUCUUUGAGGAAAGGGAGCUGCUUCAGAGAUGCUGAGACCCCCGCGGGCAGGGAAGAGGGGCCUGAGUCCUUGCUGUAG